AUGCACAUGCGCAGUCGUACAGGUGAGGGAACGACUGGAACCAGGAAAUGGUGGCCGUAUAAUUUGUUUUCGUUGCUUGCUGAACAUAAAGACCCACUGAUAAAAUGAGUUAAACUUUAGGAUUGAAGACAAUAGCAGUUUUCUUUGUGUUGUUGAAUUAGUAGCCCAAAAUGAAGGAGGUCGAUUUGGAUAAGGCAACAAUCGACACAUAUCACGCGUGGGUCCAAAGCGGUAUUCGUAAUGACCUAAAUUCAGUUAGCCUAGGUCCAGGGAGACUUCCAUACAGAGCAGGCAUCUUCUUGUUUGUUUGUGCUUUUUUCAGUAUCUUCAUUGGGAUACUUCUGGUAGCUCUUCGUAUGCGCCAUGUCUACCUGUGGGACUGGGGUGCUCAAUUCCUUGGACCUUUCUUUUUCAUUUUAUUUUUACUAUGCAUGGCUGGAGCUUCAUACAUGAUGCUGCUGGCUAAACGUAGAAGUAAUAGAUACAGAUCACAGUUAUAUUUUCGUCCACUUGGUGACUGGGGUGCACAGUGUAUUCAUAAAAGUGAGCUGGCUUUGGAGAUUGAGUUGAAGGAAAAUCUCAAAUCUGGCACUACUCCACACAAGAAUGUAAAACCAAGAUCUGAAGCUUAUUCACAGUCUAGCAAAGAUGCCCGCAGAGUACGACCUAGAGAUGGCAGAGAUAACCAUGCUUAUGACAAGAGCCCACUUGAUUCAAAUAAGCCUUAUCACCCUGAAGGUCAGAGAAGGGGACCACCCCCAGAUGGUCAGAGAAGAGGGCCACCUCCAGAUGGCCGCCGUGGACCUCCACCAGAUGGAAGAAGAGGACCUCCUCCUGAUGGCAGGCGUGGACCUCCACCUGAUGGCAGACGAGGGCCACCUCCUGAGGGUAGGCGUGGUCCACCACCAGAAGGAAGACGUGGACCUCCACCAGAGGGUAGACGUGGACCACCACCAGAGGGUAGACGUGGGCCACCACCUGAUUAUGAAGAAAGAGGGGGACCAGGUCCUAAUGAUCGUCUAAGACCCCCACCUAAUGGUCAUAGAGGUCCACCUCCACCAGGUGGUGCAGCCAGGAUACCACUAGAUGAAACACGUAGACCAAGAGGUGUGCCAAGAUUUGAUGGUGUGGAAAAGAUUCCUGAUGAGAACCUCAGAGAUGUUCGAAAUAUCAUGGACAGAUCCAGAGAUGAAUCUGACAUCUAAAAAAGAAUCAUUUGCAGCUUUGUACAGUUUUUUUUUCUUCUACUGACUGUAUGUUAGACAGUUGUCAACUUUUAUAGACAUUCUCUGUAUAUAAAUUUAAUAUGUAAAUCAAUCAAAGAACUAUUUAAAAAAAAAAAAAAAACUUGUAAUGUGGGCAUCAAAUCAUGCUGCUAAAUCUGUACAGCCCAUAGUGUUCCAGAUUUUUGUAAAAAGGUUUUCAUAAACUCAUGUGGGUGGCUCUAACAUCUAACUAAAUACAUAUGAGAAAUUAUGUAUUGACAUUUUUAAAGAUGAACUUUGCAAUCAUAGAUUAGUUAGUGGGUUACAUGGGUCUUUUUAAAAGUGCCUCUUUGUGUGACAAGUUUCAUCAUUACUAAGUUACUGCAUUAAUAUUUUGCAAAUUUAUAUUCAAAAAGGAUCUUAGCUUUGUAUUUGCAUAUAAUGUAAAAUAAAUAUCUUCUAAGUACAAUUGUUACCUUCAGAAGACAAUGAAGAACCUGAUCUAUAAUUUUGUUAUUGAUUGGAUGAUUAUUUUGUUAAUUAUCCUCUUAAUUGUGAAGUAGAGAAACUUGUAAGUGAACAUUGUUAGAAUUACUGUUUAAGCCUUCAGUGUAUUAUACCAUUCCAUAUCUGUAACAUUCCAUUGAUAUUUUAUUAUGAUAAUGAAAUUAUUUUUACAUCAAAUAUAAAGAAAUAAAUUGCUAAAAAAUGUAA
Molecule: messenger RNA, 1919 nt
Organism: Biomphalaria glabrata
Lineage: Eukaryota; Metazoa; Mollusca; Gastropoda; Planorbidae
Product: RNA-binding protein 12B-like
Exons: 7
Coding region: 171-1205 (344 amino acids)
Source: RefSeq, a predicted model, not a curated record